Molecule: messenger RNA, 6472 nt
Organism: Oncorhynchus masou masou (cherry salmon)
Lineage: Eukaryota; Metazoa; Chordata; Actinopteri; Salmoniformes; Salmonidae
Product: ankycorbin-like
Exons: 18
Coding region: 270-3305 (1011 amino acids)
Molecular function (GO): protein binding
Source: RefSeq, a predicted model, not a curated record
GAGAGCUAGCUCCGGAGCAAAGCGAUAGGCACUUGAAUCGUCCAACUUUUAAUGUAUUCAGCCUGAACCUAGCCAGCAUAGCCUAUCUAGGCGGGCUAUUUGUUCACACUAGCUAUUCCUUUUUUGUUUGUCGAUUAUAUUUUAAUAUAUUUCUACCGCCUGACAAUUUAGUCAAAUCUGUAGGCUGUCGAACAGAACAUUACUGUGAGUCCCAACUUUUAAAGGAGGCUCACCUGGACACGUGGGAAACUGUAUGGACCAGGCCUAAGAUGAAGAGUUUUAAAGCAAAGUUUAGGAAGAGCGAUGCCCAUGAAUGGAGCAAAAAUGAUGAGCGCCUCAUGGCAGCUGUGGAACAUGGGGAGGUAGAGAAGGUGGCCUCCCUCCUCACCAAGAAAGGAGCCAGCGCGUUCAAACUGGACAGUGAGGGCAAGUCAGCUCUCCAUGUGGCUGCCACCCGUGGUCAAACUGAAUGUCUGGCAGUCAUGCUGGCCCAUGGAGCAGACACAUCUGUCAUAGACGCCUCAGGUUUUAGUGCUUUACACCUCGCUGCCAAAAACAACCAUCAGGAGUGUGCCAAAAAGCUUAUACAGAGUAAAUGUGUGUUGGAUACUCUGGACUGCUCAGGGAAGACAGCCCUUCACCACGCAGCUGCCAGUGGAAACAUUGUGAUUGUCCAAACCUUAUGUGAGCACAAGUGUCCAGUGAACGUCAGAGACAUGGAUGGCCUCAGCCCCCUGCUGCUGUCCGCCAGACACGCCCAUGCUGAUGUUUGUAGCAGCCUCCUGGACUGGGGAGCUGACAUCAACGCGUGUGAUAAGAACGGCAGGACAGCAGUGAUGCUGGCCAGUGAGAGCAGCAGUAUGUCUGUAGCGGAGGUUCUGGUCCAGAGAGGAGCUGUUCUUCAGGCUGUGGACUCUUUGGGUCAUGACGUUCUGCACUACGCCAAGCUGUCUGGCAGCAGUGAGAUCAGGGCCGUCCUCACUGCCGAGUUGCACAGUGCACACUCAGACAGCGACACCCCAAAGUCCCCCAAAUCUCCUCAGCAUGAUCAAGUGGCUAGGUUGGGUGGCGAUCCAAGCACAACUCCCAAAAAACGAAAAGCACCUCCACCUCCCAUUAGCCCUGUGCAGAUGUCUAGUCCCAACUCUCCCGCGUACAUGACCCCAAAUGAAACUCCAGUCUCCAGUAAAAGUUGUGGAUUUAAAAUAUUUAAUUAUAAGGAAGGGGAGUUGCAUGGCAUGUCUCAGAGGGAGGAGGUGGAGAAGCUAUAUGAGGAGAAGUGCAUGCUGCUGGAGACUAUUGAGAAUCUGAAGCAGAUUGUGGACCAGACUGUGACUAUAAGCCAGACUGAGACGGAGCCGGGUCAGGAGCCCAAGGCAGAGGACGGUGGGAAGGCAGACUCAGCUCUGGUAGUGGCCCUACAUGCCAAGAUUACAGCUCUGUCUCUGGAGAACCAGCAGUUAGCCCAAAUACUCAAGAAGCGUCCGUCACCCCAGGGAGGUGAGGUUAGCCAAGAGGACUCGUCCCGCCCCAACAGUAUGAACUCUAAUGCCUCCUACCACAUCACCCACAAGUCCCCCAGCGAGUCCCUGCUCCAGCCCCAGGGGACGGAGGAGGAGGACAUGUCUGAGGGGUCUGCCCUGGAGCUCAGUAGCUCCUCCGUGAGACAAGAGGAGGAAGAGAGUGGGGGGCGAGAGAAGGAGGGAGGCAAGGAGGAGAUCCGACUGCUGAGGGAGACCCUAGGGAGAGUCCACUCCAAACUGCAGGAGACGCAGAAGGAGAACCGCACGCUCCAUGCCAGGCUCAAACCUGAGCAGGGGGAGGAGACAGGGAGGGAGGGGGAGGUGCUGCUGGAGAGUCUAGCAGAGCUCCAGGCCAAGCUGACGGAGACACAGGAGAAACACCAGCAGGCCAGAGAGGAGGUGCUGGCCCUCAUGGCACAUAUUGAAAGAGGAGAUGGUGGAGGAAUUGAAACGACAGAGCAAGAGCUCCAGAGACUGAGAAGCUCUCUGGAGCAGGAAGUGAAAGAGCUGAGGUCCCAGCUGGCCCAGUCAGAGCAGCAGAGGGAGAGUGAUGUAGGCCGGAUCAGAGAGCAGGAGGCCAGGCUGAAGGCAGCAGACGACAGCGGUGAUCAGGAGAAGAGCCUGCUGGUGGACCGGUACAAGGAGGCGCAGGAGGAGAUCAGGAUGCUGCAGGAGGCUCUGAGGGGGACGGUCCCCGUGGAGGCUGCAGCUAAAGACUUUGAGGAGAUGAAAGGCGAGCUGGGGAGCGUGAUCGAUGGGCUGCAGCGCCGCCUGCUGGAACUAUCCAAGUCCUACAGUGAGGCCAAGAGUGAACUGAGCUCCACCAGGAACCAUCUGGAGGAGAUCCGGGCUGUCAAGUCUAAGCCUGGCAGCCCUGUAGCCUCGCCAGACAAGGAGCAGGCCAUGCUGAGAAGCAGAGUAGAGGAGCUGCAGGCAUCGCUAGCCGACACACAGAGCAAGUACUCAGCCUCUCUGGAGGAGAUUGCCCUCCUGAAGCAGGAGGCUGAGGCUCAGGAGUCAGUGGCGUUAUCUGACCAUACCCAGAUGGUGUCCUCUCUAGGCAGCGCCAUCAAGGACUUGGAGGCCCAGGCAGAUGCUCUACGACAACAGCUGUCCCAGAGGACCUUGCAGGUGGACACCCUACAGAACAGACUGACCAUGGAGAAGGAUGAUUCUAUAUCACGGCUGGAGCACCAGCAGAUGAGAGAGGGCCUGGAGAAGGAGGAGGGCAACCUGACGCAGCUCCUCCAGGGGGCCCUGAGGAAGCAGGAUGAGAUGGCUCUGGAGGCGGCUGCAGCGUGGCAAGAACUGAGGGAGGGGAGGAGUGAGAGGGAGGCCCUGCAGGAGCUGGCCAUCAGCAGGGAGAAGGAGAACCACACUCUGAGCACCAAGCUCAGAGAAGCCCAGGAUGCAAUUGUUCAGCUGAAGAAACUGGUGGAGGAACAUGUCAGCUCAGAGAGAGAGAAGAAUAAGAAGAUUGAUGACCUGUCGAGAGAGGUGGGGAAGUUAAAGGAUGCCUUAAACAGCCUAUCCCAGCUGUCUUACAGUGCAGGCUCAGCCAAGAGACAGCAGACCCUGCAGCAGCAGCAGCUGGACAACCUACAGCAGCAAGUCAAGCAGCUGCAGUACCAGCUAGGGGAGUCAAAGAGGCAGCACCAUGAGAUAGUGUCCGUCUACAGGAUGCAUCUCCUAUACGCCGUCCAGGGUCAGAUGGAUGAGGAUGUUCAGAAAGCCUUGAAGCAGAUUCUGAUGAUGUGCAAGAUGCCAACAGAAGCCAAAUGAAGUGUCUGAAAUGGAACAGCUGUUUACUGACCAUGCUGGAGAGGAGACGCAUAGAAACUAUAUCCUUGGUCUCCUAACCUAUCUGAUCUAUCACACUACAGUGCACGUGUGCCCAUCAAAAGCAAAGAUAAUGAUACAAAUAGAAAUAAAAGACAUUCUUCAUCUGUCUACAAAUGUUGUCAGCAGGGAGCUAUGAAGACGAAGGUAGGAUGGCAGUCAAUAGAUUCGACUGCCAUCCUACCUUUGACCUAGCAGUGUUCGUUUUGUAAUGUUUUUUAGUUUUCUAGUCUGGCUAACACCUGACUCGAAGUCCUCCUGACUUCACAGUAUGAAAAGGCUAUUUUGAUGUUGUCGGCACGACCACUCACAGCCCCUGAGCGCCGUCCCUUCCAAUACAACUGUUGGAUUUUCAAAACCAAACAACGUGAGGUCUCAACCCCCCAGGAAAGAAGCCAUUUUUGAGGGAACCAAUCAAAGCUCAACCCAUUUCAGCGCAAAUACUGCAUUUACGAACAGACUCCUCUCCAGACCAUUGUGUCACAGCUCUCUUUCGGCUGUGUACCAUGUGAGUCGCGUCAGCCAGGCUAAUGGUGUUCAUGAUAUAAUCAAAAUCAUUUUUUAGAUCUCUGCAUGCAACUUCCAAAAUCAACCAAAGAAGAACACUGCUAAAUGCUUUAGCGACACUUCAAAUUAUAAAAGUAAUAUUUUCAAAUAUAUGCAAGAUUUUUCAAGAUACAUUUAUAAAUUAAAACAAAGUUUGGCGGUUGUAUUUUUUAACAACCCUAUUUGGUGGUUUUUGUAUGAAUUCAAUAUUGUGUGUGAUAACCUAGGCCCUUUUUAGUAUCUGCAAUCUGUGAAUGCCAAUUUUACCCAAUUGUGGGUUUUUGUCCUCAUUUACACCAUAUUCCCUUGGGAGUCUUUUUAACUCAAUAUGACUUUAUGAACCGAAUUGACUUUUAAAAUAAUGAAAGCCACCUUUCGUUGCUUCAACAAUUAUACUCAUUAAGCAAUAAUCCAGUACUUGAAGGGUGAUGUGGUAUCAGAGCUCUGGGUAGUCUCUCUGAGGACAGAACAUACCCAUGUGACUAAUGCACUUUCCUCAUGCUGUCCUCCUGUUCAAACUCUAUAGUCUGCAAGAAUAUAUGGUCUCUGCAGAUUACCUGUUACAUCUUUGUUUUGUGCCAGCUCUUUUUGUGUUGAAGCCUGACAGAUUUGUCUUGAUUCUUGAAGGGUUUAAAAGUUAUAUUGCAGUGUUCUUCUUCCGUGCUUUUGCAAUAUCAUUAUAGUGUAAGCUGUAUAAGGUAUUGUUUCUUGAUUUUUGGGGGGAUGAAACAUGCAACCAUUUCAGUGUUGGUAUGGCAGCAUGUGAGGCUCUUGGGAUGUUGAGCAAGUUGCUCAGCCUCAUUCAAUCCACUUCAUCCACCUACUUACUAUACCUGAGCAGUACAGUAUGUAUUGUAUUGCAUUGUGAAAUUCUUUACGCAUAAGUAAGAACUCUAAUCUCUCGAUGACAGAUGCUCGUAACAUACAGUAAAUGGUAGUAGCAUCUGUCCACAGGCUGUGGGAUCUGACGACUAACGAGAAACUUUGAACCGGUAUGCAGAUUUUAUGUCAUUGAUCAUUUGGACAAAUCACGAUUUCGCAGGUGCCCACAUCUUUAAAAUUUCAGAAGGGGAGGGGAUAUUUGACCCCUAGACUUGCCCAAAACUGGCUGAGAGUUUAUGUAUAGAGGGGCUAAGACUCGUUAGUACCUUUUCUAACACAUCUCCCCCCAAAAUUUAAACAAGCAUCUGAUACAAUCACUCAAGAUUUGAGUACAGUGUGUCCUAGAUAAGUAUGGCUCCAAUGUGUCUGUGGUGCUGUUUAUUGUACUGUAUUACGUUUAAAUCAAGUGCUGUAUGAUCUCACUGAUAAGUGUAACAACUGCACUAUUUCAGCCCUUCACUUCCACUGUUGUCCUCUACAAAUCAUGUCUUUUCAACAGCCUAGGAAAUCUGAACUCUUUUCAGUACAAGCAACUUUACGGUUGUACAACUGCAAUGUUACAAGGAACAAUGCAGCAGAUGCAUCCAAUGAUAAAUAACUGAGUAUGUUAGUGGGUUGAACACACAGGAUUGUCACAAUUACAUGGAAUGUGACAUAUCUUACACAUAGUGUACUUCCAUAGAAUGAUCACUGUGAUUGAUGUACAAUUACAUCAGAGCUGUGAUAUGCAGGAUAGCUCCAGAUAUGGAUGGCAUACUGUACAUAACCCAAACCAACCAAAGUGCUGUACUUGAUGUUCUUAUCAUACAUUUCUGCACCUAAGGCUCCUCUGAUGCUGCACUGUAAACAUGUUUUUUUAUACCUGGCAGUAAGUUACUGUAAAAGGAAAAGUACAAUAUGUUACCAUAAAUUCCAAAUAAACUUGGGUUUAACAGUACAUACUGUACUUUUUUAGUUUUACAGUAACAUACAGGUAACUAGCUGCCAGUAAGUUACUGUAAAAACAACAGGAUUCUUUUUUUUUACAGCUUGUGUUUACUCAUGCUGCCCAAUUCUGUUCUUUUCUCCAAUGGAGAAAAAAAUAAAGACCAAUUAGUGGCAAAAUAUCAGUAUUGAGAUGUCUGUGUAAACGCAGCCUAAAUGAUUUAGGAUUAUGCACUACAUCUUCAUACUACCCAUUGGAAUACAUUUCGAAAUGAUUACAUUUACAAUAUCUAUGAGUACUUGAUCUUUCAGACUAAGUACACGGUACAGACAGGAAUGAAGUUGCCCUUUUGUCGCAGGUCACUAAGGCUGUGUUUAGACAGGCAGCCCAAUUCUGAUAUUUUUUCCACUAAUUGGUCUUUGGACCAAUGACAUCAGAUCUUUUCACAUCAAAUUAUUUUCAGAGCUGAUCUGAUUGGUCCGUAGACCAAUUAGUGAAAACAAUAUCAGAAUUGGGAUGCCUAUGGAGCCUAAGAGUUUCUCAAAUAACUCUUGUUAAUAAGGUAAAAAGAAGACUCCUCCCUCAAUGACAGAGAAGUUAAUAAGCGUUGCCUGAAUGUUUUAAAUUAGAAAGGGAUAAGGAAGGAUUCAUGUCCUUUGUGCUUCCUGUUUUCCAACUUGUUUUUGUAAUUCAAACAGAUUUUUGUGUUUGUUUGCCAAUUGCUUUUCACCCACUUCAAUAAAUUGUGAAUGCCUCG